Messenger RNA from Cuculus canorus (common cuckoo), 3423 nucleotides. RefSeq names its product proteasome 26S subunit, non-ATPase 5 (gene PSMD5). Lineage: Eukaryota; Metazoa; Chordata; Aves; Cuculiformes; Cuculidae. Gene Ontology annotation, biological process: proteasome assembly. Gene Ontology annotation, cellular component: cytosol. The record is from RefSeq and is a predicted model, not a curated record. The transcript is spliced from 10 exons. Bases 102 to 1616 code for a protein of 504 amino acids.
UGUCGCGGCCGCCAUUUUGUCGCGGCGGAGGCGGAAGGGGCUCGUCGCCGGCUGAGCCCGUUGGCUGCGCGCGGUGCUCGGCGCGGCCCCCGCGGCCCAAGAUGGCGGAGGCGGUGUCGGAGCUGUUGGAGCGCGCGGCGCGGCGCCAGGCCCGGCUGGAGGAGCUGCGCGCCCUGCGCCUCGCCCUGCAGGGCCUGCCCCCCGCCGCCCUCCGGCCGCGCCUCGCCGAACGCCACCUCGCAGCGCUCUUCGGCCUCCUCAGCGCCGGCGACCGGGAGCAGGUGUCUGCCUGUGUUUCCAUCCUGGAAAGGCUUCUGCCGGCCCUGGACCCACUCUACAUGAUCCAGAACCUCAGAGAAGAGCUUCAGAAAGGGCUUUUCCACCCUGAUGACUCCGUGAAGAUCCUCACCAUAUCGCAGGUUGGGAGGAUUGUUGAAGAUUCAGAUGCUGUUACAGAAAUUCUCAACAAUCCCGAACUGUUGCGACAAAUAAUAAAUUGCAUUGGUGGAGAGAAAAUAGCAGUGGCUAAAGAGGCCAUCAAAUCUCUCUCAAGAAUAGCACAGACGCAAGAAGGCUUAGAGGCUUUAUUUGUGAGCAGUUUGUUGAGUGACUUGAAAAAUGUCAUGGCAACAAGUGAUAUUGUUCGAUACAGAGUGUAUGAGUUAAUUGUUGAGAUUUCUUCAGUGUCAGCAGAAUCGCUAAAUUACUGUGCAAACAGUGGAUUAAUAUCAGAGUUAAUUGGAGAGCUGACUGGAGAUGAUGUGCUGGUCAGAGCAACGUGUAUCGAGAUGGUGACCUCGCUGGCCCAUACUCCACAGGGACGUCAGUAUCUUGCUCAACAAGGAGUUAUCGAUAAAAUCUCGAACAUCAUCGUUGGUGCAGAGUCUGAUCCUUUCUCGGGCUUCUAUUUGCCAGGUUUUGUUAAAUUUUUUGGGAAUCUGGCUGUUGUAGACAGCGCACAGCAGAUCUGUGAACGAUACCCUGUCUUUAUGGAAAAAGUCUUUGAAAUGGCAGAAAGUCACGAUCCGACCAUGAUUGGAGUGGCUGUGGACACGCUAGGAAUCCUGGGAUCAAAUGUGGAAGGCAAACAGGUUUUGCAGAAGACCAGAAGCAGAUUUCAAAAUCUAUUAAACAGGAUAGGGAACCAGGCAAAGAAUGCCCCCACCGAGCUGCGACUUCGAUGCUUGGAUGCAAUUUCAUCUCUUCUUUACUUGCCUCCAGAGCAGCAGACAGAAGACCUCUUAAGGAUGACUGAAUCCUGGUUCACAUCCUUGUCCAGCCAACCGCUGGAACUCUUCAGGAGCAUCAGUACUCAGCCAUUCCCUGAUCUCCACUGUGGGGCUUUGCGAGUAUUUACUGCUAUUGCAAAUCAACCGUGGGCCCAGAAGUUGAUGCUUGACAGUCCCGGGUUUGUGGAAUACAUAGUAGACAGAUCUGUGGAGCCUGACAAAGCCUCGAAGGAUGCUAAAUAUGAACUGGUUAAGGCUCUUGUAAACUCUAAAACAAUCGCGGAAAUCUUUGGCAAUCAGUAUUACCUGAGGCUGAGGGCCUACUUGCAUGAAGGCCCGUACUAUGUUAAGGCAGUUUCUACUACGGCUGUGGAGGGAGCAGAAUAAUGUUGUUGAUGUCUUGGUCCCCUUUGUUGCAAACCGUGUUACUGACGUGUGCGUGUAGACUCCCCGCACUGGAGUCUUUUGGUUGUCUCUUUAAGGGAACGUAAAGCACUUGGGCUCUCUUUGAAAUGAGUCAUAAAAACAAAUCAAAACCUAUAGGGCACAGGAUAGUUUCCCAUAGAAUGUUAUGGCAGAAGUUCUUUGUGCCGUCAUGAGACGGGUACCCAAAGUAAGUGCUCUGGCAGCUGUGGGCUGUGUCUUAUUUUGCGGAAUUUAUCAGUGUUUAGUUGAAUUGAUUGUGAGUUUGGAGUUGUCUCAGUAGAUCACCAUUCAAUUAAAAAAAUUCAAAUACCAAAACAUCUUGAAAUUUGUAACCUCUGAUGCUGUCACAGGUUCUUUUUUAAUGUUUUUAUAUCUGCCAAAGCUGGCACUCCUGUGAAAUGUGCUCCUUCAGCCAGUUGUGUUCUAUCAGAAACCCUGUUGGUAAGAACAAGCUUGUAACAUUCUGCCCACAUGAGGGAGUAUGAACGGGAUUCUCUUCUGUUUUCAGUUUGCUGAAUAUAAGUCUUGCUUGAAUAAAAAUCCUGAAUACUGUUUACAUUUUAUGCUGAGGAUGAAAAAAAAGCUUUUAGCCCUUUUAAAAACAAGUGAAUACAAGCUGUAGUGUACAAAAAACAAAUUGGGAGCUUUGUCUCCCUCAUUUGUUGUAUGGUAGCUUGGUUUACUUACUCAAGAGGAACGUGCGCUGUGGCACUACAAAUCUGUUUCUGAACCAAAUCUUAACUUGUUUACACUAUUUUUUAACAGAUGUUUUUUAAUUUUAGAUGUUAUUUAAAAAAUGUACGAUUUUAGUUGCCUGAGUUAGAGUAAAAGGGGUAAGAAGAUAAAGCUUUCAUAUUUAAGAGUCUGAACUGAAUUAGGAGGAUGAAAAUGUUGUACCUUAAGUUGUGCACCUUCCUCUGAAGGUGGUUACCUCACUGCGGGUGAGAUUCAGGAGUAGCUGGGCCACUGCUCACUCUAGAGACUCAUGAUGUGUCUGAGUCUGUGAACAAAGACCACAAUGUACUUUAUACAAAAGAUUUAUAUUAUUUUUGUUGAGGACAUAAGAAACAAAUCUGAGGAAUUGCUGGGGAAGAGCGUAGUAAAACAUGAAAUUAGUACUCUUGGGGUUAUUUUAGUAGUGUAUCAAGGCAGAUACACCUCUAUGGAAAGUAUUGGCCCCGUGUCCCCAUGCUGCCAAGUGAAGCAGGAUGAUCUCGUCACACGGUAACUCUUUUCUUGCUUGUAGUAGCUUUGAGCUGCAGUGGAGGUGAUGAUAUUGCCUGCCAAAAAUUGCUGGCAAGGAGUCAGAGUGGGCUCAGGGCUCAGAGGAGCAGGGUAUUUGGGAAGAUCCCUUAAUGUUUAAUAAGCUACGAAUGCAGGUGAUCUGCCUUGUUGCUUAUGAUCUAAUAUGUACAGAAGUUGUCAUCCAACAUUAUACUGCUGCUGAUGCUUUCAUCCUAGAUGUGCAUAAUAAACAUCUGCUAGUGGGAAACACGGUACACAGCAUCUCGUUUGUGAACAGAGAGCACGGAAGCUGCAUGAAACCUGUCUCCAGUAAAAACAUGAAAGCACUAAGAAGGAAAUGAAGAGAGUAUCGAAGUCCUUAGUUUGUACUCAUAUUGGACAGUUCAGCUUUGUUAUUUUAGGUGACUGUUCUCAUAGAGCUGUAUGAGCUGUAUACUAAAAUGUCAGUGAAAGAAAUCAAUCUAUAAACCUUUUCUGCAAUUCAUGAGUGUCUUCCCUGUGUGUUUUCAGCUGUUGCUUUUGA